CAGUCUCCCAUCCAAGUACUAACCAGGUCUGACCCUGCUUAGCUUCCAAGAUCAGACAAGAUCAGGCACUUUCAGGGUGUUAUGGCCACAGACAUAUCCAUGGUGUUUCAGACCAAGAGCCAAUCAAGGUCCAACUCCACAGGUUUACUCAUCUAAGACUCAGCUCAGGCCUCCCUAGGUGGGGUGGCCAGGGUAGGGGUGGGGAGGCAGGGAAGCUGGGCUCUGAGAGCCCUCUAGCCACUGUGGUCCCCCACCCCCCACCUGGAGGGCAGGUCACAAGGUUAGACAGGAGGGCAUUCCCACUCUAUUCAACUUCCAUUGGUUCAGCCCAGUUCCUGCCCCAUGGCCAGAGCUCCAAGGGAGAAGCUCUCCCCUCCCCUCUCCUCUCUUCCCCCAAUUCCACUCCCAGCACCUGAAGACUCAAGUCACCUGUGCCUUGAUCGGGCUUUAAGGCCUGGUGACUGGGCCUUGGGGAGCUGGAGGAAGCCUUUCCACACCUUUUGUUGAGACAGGGUUUUGCUUGGUCACCCAGGCUGGAGCGAAGCGGCAUGAUCAUAGCUUGCUGCAGCCUCUCGACUUCCCAGAUUCAGGUUUUAACGUUUUUGGUAGAGCUACGGUCCCACUAUAUUGUUGAGGCUGGUUUCAGACUCCUGGGCUCAAGAUAUCCUUCUGCCUUGGCCUCCCAAAGUGUUGGGAUUACAGGCAUGAGUCACAGAGCCGGACCUCCACUCUUUCUUGACAAGGAACUCUGCGGGAGUCCCGGCUGCUCCGCUUUGCCGCUUUCAGGGAUCCAGGAGUUGGGCCCAGCGUCCCUCCCGGAAUAGUGAGUCAAACAAGUCAGAUCAGGAGCAGGGGUGCCCAGAGGGGAAGAGUGGCUGCUUGGUUCUGGGAAGGAGGUGACAUCUCCAUGGAGGGUGACCGAGGCCAGGCUAAGAGGCAGCAUGAUCCCUGUGGCCGAGUUCAAGCAGUUCACGGAACAGCAGCCUGCAUUCAAGGUGCUCAAACCCUGGUGGGACGUGCUGGCCGAGUACCUAACUGUGGCCAUGCUCAUGAUCGGGGUCUUUGGCUGUACCCUCCAGGUAACACAGGACAAAAUCAUCUGUCUGCCCAAUCAUGAGCCCCAGGAGAACUUAUCAGAGGCCCCGUGCCAGCAGUUGCUGCCUCGCGGGGUCCCUGAGCAGAUGGGGGCCCUGCAGGAGGUGAAAGGCCUUAAGAACAACCUGGACCUGCAGCAGUACAGCUUCAUUAACCAGCUGUGCUAUGAGACGGCCUUACACUGGUACGCCAAGUACUUCCCCUAUCUUGUGGUCAUUCACACACUCAUCUUCAUGGUCUGCACCAGCUUCUGGUUCAAGUUCCCUGGCACCAGCUCCAAGAUCGAACACUUCAUCUCCAUCCUGGGCAAGUGUUUCGACUCUCCAUGGACCACAAGGGCCCUGUCCGAGGUCUCCGGGGAGAACCAGAAGGGCCCAGCUGCUGCUGGACGGGCCACAGCAACUGUAGCAGCCAUGGCAGGGGCCGGGCCAGGGAAGGCAGGGGAAGGUGAGAAGGAGAAAGUGCUGGUGGAACCAGAGAAGGUGGUGACCGAGCCUCCGGUUGUCACCCUGCUGGACAAAAAGGAGGGUGAGCAAGCCAAAGCCCUGUUUGAGAAGGUGAAGAAGUUCCGCAUGCACGUGGAGGAGGGCGACAUCCUGUACACCAUGUACAUCCGGCAGACGGUGCUGAAGGUGUGUAAGUUUCUGGCCAUCCUGGUCUACAACCUGGUCUAUGUGGAGAAGAUCAGUUUCCUGGUGGCCUGCAGGGUGGAGACGUCGGAGGUCACGGGCUAUGCCAGCUUCUGCUGCAACCACACCAAGGCCCACCUCUUCUCCAAGCUGGCCUUCUGUUACAUCUCCUUCGUGUGCAUCUAUGGGCUCACCUGCAUCUACACGCUCUACUGGCUCUUCCAUCGGCCCCUCAAGGAGUACUCCUUCCGUUCCGUCCGGGAGGAGACUGGCAUGGGGGACAUUCCCGACGUCAAGAAUGACUUCGCCUUCAUGCUGCACCUCAUUGAUCAGUACGACUCGCUCUACUCCAAGCGCUUUGCCGUCUUCCUGUCCGAGGUCAGCGAAAGCCGCCUAAAGCAGCUCAAUCUCAACCACGAGUGGACGCCCGAGAAGCUUCGGCAGAAGCUGCAGCGCAACGCGGGGGGCCGGCUGGAGCUGGCCCUCUGCAUGCUUCCGGGACUGCCCGACACUGUCUUCGAGCUCGGUGAGGUGGAGUCGCUCAGGCUGGAGGCCAUCUGUGAUAUCACCUUCCCCCCGGGGCUGUCGCAACUGGUGCACUUGCAGGAGCUCAGCUUGCUCCACUCGCCUGCCAGGCUACCCUUCUCCUUGCAGGUCUUCCUGCGGGACCACCUGAAGGUGAUGCGUGUCAAAUGUGAGGAGCUCCGCGAGGUGCCGCUUUGGGUGUUUGGGCUGCGCAGCUUGGAGGAGCUGCACCUGGAGGGGCUCUUCCCCCAGGAGCUGGCUCGGGCAGCCACCCUGGAGAGCCUCCGGGAGCUGAAGCAGCUCAAGGUAUUGUCCCUCCGAAGCAAUGCCGGGAAGGUGCCGGCCAGUGUGACUGACGUUGCCGGUCACCUGCAGAGGCUCAGCCUGCACAAUGAUGGGGCCCGCCUGGUGGCCCUGAACAGCCUCAAGAAGCUGGUGGCAUUGCGGGAGCUGGAGCUGGUGGCUUGCGGGCUGGAGCGCAUUCCCCACGCUGUGUUCAGCCUGGGCUCGCUGCAGGAACUCGACCUCAAGGACAACCACCUGCGCUCCAUCGAGGAAAUCCUCAGCUUCCAGCACUGCCGGAAGCUGGUCACGCUUAGGCUGUGGCACAACCAGAUCGCCUACGUCCCCGAGCAUGUGCGCAAGCUCAAAAGCCUGGAGCAGCUCUACCUGAGCUACAACAAGUUGGAGACCCUGCCCUCCCAGCUUGGCCUGUGCUCGGGCCUCCGUCUGCUGGAUGUGUCCCACAACGGGCUUCACUCCCUGCCGCCUGAGGUGGGCCUCCUGCAGAACCUACAGCACCUGGCCCUCUCCUACAAUGCCCUGGAUGCCCUGCCUGACGAGCUCUUCUUCUGCCGAAAGCUGCGAACGUUGCUUCUGGGAGAUAACCAGCUGACCCAGCUCUCCUCCCAAGUGGGUGCCCUCAGGGCCCUCAGCCGCCUGGAGCUCAAAGGCAACCGUUUAGAGAUGCUGCCGGAAGAACUUGGCAACUGCGGGGGGCUCAAGAAAGCAGGACUGCUGGUGGAAGACACCCUUUACCAGGGUCUGCCGGCAGAGGUGCGGGACAAGAUGGAGGAGGAAUGAACCUCCUGGGGUGGGGUCAUUUUAGGUAAAGCCUUAAAAACCUUUCCUCCCUGGAGUCUCAACCAUGGUCUUCCAAGACAGGAAGCCAAGUGGGCCCAGGCCAGGAGAGGAGGGACAGACCGUGUCAGCCUUCUGGGGCCCGGGCAGGAUCCGGGGCAGGUUUGUCUGGGAAGAGGGACCGGAUGUUGUGGAUUUGGGGUGGAACCUGGUAUAGAGGGAUUAACUCAGUCAUGGGAUUUGCUGACCAAAACCACACCUGUGUCUUUGGCAGGCUGGCUGGCCUUGGUCCCAUCCCUAGAUCAGAACUGCUGCCUCUCCCUGGAUAUUCCAGCUCGAUUCAUGCCAUAUAUGGGAGAAAGGAUACAUCCCAGUGGGAUUUCCAACACUCCCCCUCCCGUGCAACAAACAAAGCAACUUACAUCUGGGGUUCUCUCCCAAGGAGAGGACACAGACACAGUUGUUUGCCAUGGAUAUGUGAGCUCAGGACAAUGGUUCUCAUUUGGCUAAGCAUCAAAAUCAACUAGGGAGUUGGGGCAAAACAAAAUAUCCCAGGCCCCACCCCUGAAAGACUGACUCAGGAGGUUUGGAUAGGGGCCAGGAGUCUGUUCCUAAGUAAGUGUUCCAGGUAGUUCUGGUGUAGGUAAGUGGUCCUGGGAUGGUAUGUUGGGAAAUGCUGAUGUAAAGGUAUCAGGGCUGGGUGCUGUGGCUCAUGCCUGUAAUCCCAGCACUUUGGGAAGCCCAGGCAGAAGGACCAGUUGACCUUAGGAGUUCAAGAUCAGUCGGCAACAUAGCGAGACCCCCACCUCUGCCCCCCCACUAAAAAAAAUCCAAGUAUCUAAAUUCUGAUCCCUUUUGAGGUCCUAGACCCUUUGAGAAACUGAUGAAACCAGGCACCUCCUUCCUCAGGAAAAUGCUGGUGUACAAUACACACAAAGCUCUUCAGGCAGCAGAGAGAUUUCCCCAGAGAGCUAUUCAAGGACUUCCUAAGGUGGGUGGAUUCCAGGGUUAGGACACUUGCUAGAGAGGUGACAUUUUUCCAAGGACAGGCAGGGACUCUGGUCUUGACUGUUCCCUGUGAGAGGGAGCACAUGUCAGUGGGUACUUAAUAAAUAAUAAUUAUGUGAA
Callithrix jacchus (white-tufted-ear marmoset) is the source of this 4457-nucleotide messenger RNA. Lineage: Eukaryota; Metazoa; Chordata; Mammalia; Primates; Cebidae. The record is from RefSeq and is a predicted model, not a curated record.